UACUUACUGUACGAUACAGAUCCUGGUUGGUUUUAUAUAUAACAAAAAAUUUAUUUUUGUGGGAAAUCAUCAAACUAAUCAAUUCAAGUUGCAAUUAGAAAAGCGCAUUAAAUAUAUAAUAAGAAAAUUAAGUGGUACCCAUACUAGGAUAGAGUAUAUUAUCUUUUUAAAUUGAGUUUGCAUCUCUUUUAAAUUAAGUUAAAAGUAAAAUGUUGGUCAUGGGCGUAUGAACGGGCGAAGGAAAGGAAAUUGAGGAAAUGGAGCAGAUCUCGAGGUCUUGGUAAGGUGGUCAAUGGCGUUGACUCAUAAUUAAAUUAGCUUGAGCCCAUUGUACGAGCAUGGCCGACUCUUGUAACCCGUUCGUUCCGAACUUGGCCAAUUCCAGCGGCCUUUCGUAAGAGCUUGAAUUUCUUGUCGCCAAAUAAAACAGACCCGUCGAAAUUGCUCGUAGCCUUUCGCUAAAUUUAAUAAAGAAACUUGUCGCAACUUGCUGCGAGUUAAAGUUUUGUUCGUUACAUGUACGCCGCAAUCACGAUGGAACGUACUUCUUUCAUACAUGUAUAUAAAAGUUAACGUCAUAUACGUGCAAUAUUAUACGUAGCGCGACAAGGGAAUGCGGUAAGUUCAUUAUUAUUACAAUUUUUAAAUAGUUUUGGAUCCGCACGAAAAAGUGGCGAUUCGAAAUUUAACCGUGCGCGGUUAUGUAUAAAAUAAACACGUGACAACUUCAAGCGAAAUAACAUUUCACCGCACGUGGCGAUUAAAAAUUAUAUUUCAUCAUUCUGUGAGAUAUAUAACGCGAGACUCUGAGAGCCCAUUGCUGUUUUAUCAUUAUUAUCACAGUUCCAACUGAAUACUGGCAAAGAAAACGUUACGUUUAAAUUCUCGGGUAACUUUCGUUCGUAUUUGAUAUUUCUGCCAUUAACCAGCUUUGACAUGUAUAAUUGAUUAUCAUUCCUGGAAAGUUUUGUGCCCCGUUCGUUAUGCGUCGUCUCCGUUCAAUGCGACCGUGGAUUCUCACGUGAAUAUUAUCUAACGACGGAGACACCGGCUGAUUGCGACGGAGAAGCGCGAAGGGACCGAAGCGGGAAGGAAAAUGGAUUAACGUUGAGUAAGUAACGCCGUGGAGAAUUGACGAUACGAAAGUCGCGGAUAAAGUUCUCCAGGCCCACCCCGAGGGGGAUAACCGGCGACGUUCUCGGAAGCGCCUAAAGUGUCGCUGCUAAGAGAAAACGGGCUGGAUUAUGCGCGUCGGCUGCGCCGCGCGGAGAUUCAAUAUUUGCCGCAUCAGCCGCGAGCGCGUCUCCUCGUGUAAUCACGACCUAAUCAAGAGCGAGGAAAUUCGAUUAUAUACUCGCCGAGUCCCUGGCAAUAGAGCGUAACUAGCGUAUGAUAGCGAGGCUCGGGUGGAAACGAGCCAGGCCGAAGCCGGUCGCGACCGUCGCGUCGACGGUAUAGCAGUCGGCCUGCCGGGAUCAUAGCAACGACUGCCAAUUAUAUCCGGUCUCUCUCGAUCACGUCGGCUGAGAUGAAUAAACUGCGUCCGCACAAAAGCGUAAUAAUUCGUAGCGUUAGCUACUUUUCGAACGCCUCGGUUCGUUUAAAGCUCCCGUUUGAAUGAGUUUGACAAAUUUGAAGCGGCGAUGGGAAACGACCAGGUUCAUCCUGGUCGCGCGCAUGGGCGGCCAAGAAGUGCACUGCCACAACGUACCAUACGGCGGCAGCGGCAAGAACAGCGACACAUACAACCAGAACGCUCUGGAGGAGACCACACGAUCGGGGCCGUAUUUCGACAAAUCGGCCUCGAAGAACGUGACCGCCUUGCUGGGAAAGACCACGUACCUCAACUGCCGUGUCAAAAAUUUGGGGAACAAAACGAUGACACUACAAGUAUCGUGGGUACGGCACAGAGACGUCCAUUUGCUCACGAUUGGCCGUUACACGUACACGAACGACCAGCGAUUUCGAGCGAUUCACAACGCUCAUUCGGACGACUGGACGCUCCAAAUAAAGUAUCCGCAGCAUCGAGAUAGCGGUAUUUACGAGUGCCAGGUCUCCACGACGCCCCACAUGAGUCAUCUAGUCCAUUUAAAUGUAAUCGAGCCAAAAACCGAGAUUCUGGGUGCGCCAGAGUUGUUCAUCAAUCGAGGUAGCACCAUCAAUCUCACAUGCGUCGUUCUGCAGAGUCCAGAACCACCCGCCUAUAUUUUCUGGAAUCACAACGAUGCGAUAAUCAGCUACGACUCGAGCAGAGGCGGCGUUUCCGUGGUCACGGAGAAGGGUGACAGCACGACGAGUUUCCUCUUGGUGCAAGAAGCGAAGCCGUCGGACUCGGGACGGUACACUUGUAACCCCAGUAAUGCUCAACCGAAAUCGAUCACCGUACACGUACUCAACGGAGAGUAUCCCGCGGCAAUGCAGCACGGCGGUCAGGCCAAGCAACCGAGGUUGUACUCCCUUCUGCUCUGCCUGUGUCUGCUACUUUACUAAUUGCUCCAUUCCAUCGCGCAUUUUCGAAGGGAGAAAUCGGAAGACACUUUCGAAAGAAAAGGAGAAAGAAUGAAUGAGUGAGAGUGUGUGAGAGAGAAAAAGAAAGAGAAAGCAAAGAAGGGAGAGAGAGAGAGAGAGAGAGAGAGAGAGAGCUAUUUCCGUCACGAAUUGCGCGAACAUUGCCCAGGUGUCAUGGAAACCGUGGCGAGAUACGUGCGACGAUGUGCAUCCGACGGGGACGCUUUUGACUGUGCACCGGAACGAUGAACUCUUUUGCAACGACGCGCCGUUUGUCGAUGCAACCGAGCGACGACGGCGCGUCCGGAAGAGUACCGCGAUGACCACAGGACAGGACGCUUUUGGCGAUGAGACUGCGCGCAAUUCGAGAUUACAAGAUAUGCGGUGAUACAUGUAAGAGAAACGCAUCACAGUCACGGAAUCCAAGUCGAUAAAAAAAAAAAACACACACACAAUGGAUGAAUACAAUUAUUCGUCAUAUAAAAGAUAAUUCCAUGUUGAUGAAAAGUAAAUAAAGUGUGAUUGAAAUGAUGUUGCCGAAA
Molecule: messenger RNA, 3050 nt
Organism: Monomorium pharaonis (pharaoh ant)
Lineage: Eukaryota; Metazoa; Arthropoda; Insecta; Hymenoptera; Formicidae
Product: zwei Ig domain protein zig-8
Exons: 6
Coding region: 1618-2490 (290 amino acids)
Biological process (GO): synapse organization
Cellular component (GO): neuron projection membrane
Source: RefSeq, a predicted model, not a curated record